Molecule: messenger RNA, 2091 nt
Organism: Ceratosolen solmsi marchali
Lineage: Eukaryota; Metazoa; Arthropoda; Insecta; Hymenoptera; Agaonidae
Product: coiled-coil domain-containing protein 22 homolog
Exons: 6
Coding region: 244-2001 (585 amino acids)
Biological process (GO): positive regulation of ubiquitin-dependent protein catabolic process
Molecular function (GO): cullin family protein binding
Source: RefSeq, a predicted model, not a curated record
UUCAAACCGGUAGCUGCAUGCAGAGUAUAGUAGGCAUAGUGCAGCGUUUAGCUGUCAGUAGGAGUGAUUUUGAUUAUUGUUGAACGUCAUUUAACAUUCGGCAAUAAACACCGAUUUAAAAUUAUUAAUUCACGUUUAAUUCUCCGAAAGAUGUUUAGCGCGGAAUUAAAUUUAUCGCUAUAAGGUUAUGUUUUUUUAUUUAAUGCUUGGCAAUUUUGCAAGUUAGCCUGGUAGGUGGAUACAAUGGAGGAAGUUGACAAUAUAAUUAUUCAUUCCCUACUUCAAAUCGGCUGUGAUAUAGACGAGAGUAUAACUAAUUUGGCUGGCUUUGACAUAGAGCUGAUUGUCAAGGCGACUGUAAAAUGUCUGGAGCUUAUACGACCAGAUCUUGCUUUAAGUCCUGUUUUACCUGUAAAUAUGGCUGCGAGAUUUCGUAUGGGUGCAACAUUGGCUCAAAUUUGCUCGGAACUUGGAUACAAAGGUGACAUUGGAUAUCAAACUUUUCUCUACAGUGCCGAAGUCGAUUUGCGUCGGGUUUUUAUGUUUUUGAUUGAAAAGUUACCCAAGGAAAGUGACAAAAGUAUAAACGAACCGGAUACGAAAAGCGCUCAGCUUGAAAAAUUAAUAUCGUCUGCUAUACUGAAGCAAAUUUCUGUACCGUGGCUACCAUACUAUUGCCAUAAAAAACGCUCAAAGUUUAGCGUUCAGACCAAAACACCGUUUGCCACGAUACAUCUUGAUAAUUCUACAGUAGAGAAUAAAGAAGAAUAUCAUAAUUAUAAUAUUCGAUACAAAUCAUCUUUAUUGGAACAAGUGCGAGAUGUUAAAUAUCUUGUACCAUCUGUACUAGCAUUAAAUGGGAGAUAUAAUCACGCAGUGCCAUCAUUGACCAUCACUGACAAAAUAGAUUGGCUUAAUGCUCAAGAAUACGAUAAAGUAAUCGACAUGCCCGACAAUGAGUCUUAUUUAAUUAAUAAAUUUAUAUCGGGCAUGAAUUUAAAAGAUUCGAGUAGCCAAUCGUGUGAGAACGUUGAUGUUGACGUAGUAGAGAUUCAGAAACAAAAUCCUAUAGAAUCGAAGGAGAAUAAAAGUAUUACGGACGAGCAAGAAAUUGAAAGAUUAAAAUCAGAAUGCGAGGCUUUAAAAGCCAAUAUCGAAGAGAUUCAGAUGGAUAUAAAGAAAUUAAUGUCCGAAAUAAAUCAUGCCACUCUAAUUUAUCAAAAUGAAACAGAAGCCCUUAGUUCGCACGAGGAACAAGCCAAAAUUAAAAUGAAAGCUUACGAAUUGCUUGAAAAUGGAGAUGAAAAUGUCGUUAAAUUAGAAGAAACGAUCGAAGCUUAUGUAAAUAAAUUAAUUAAUUUAGCGAAUCAGUGGGAGAAGCAUAGAUCGUCAUUAAUAGGACAAUACCGAAGUGAAAAGGAAAAACACUCCUCCAUAGCUAGUGCCAGCCAAAAGAAACUCGAUGAGCUACAAUUGAUGAAGAAUAAAGAAAAAGAGUUGAUAGAAGAAUGUCGUAAUAAGGAUCAGCAGUACGCUCAGCUUGUAGCAGAUAUUCAAAAGCAUCCCCGAGAAGUAAGCAGAUCUGCUUAUACCCAAAGAAUAUUAGAAAUAAUCAAUAAUGUUAAAAAGCAAAAGGAUGAAAUAGACAAAAUUUUAGGCGAUACGCGUGAAAUGCAAAAAGAAAUCAAUGUGCUUACUGGCAGAUUGGAAAGAUCGUUUACGGUCGUUGAUGAACUAAUUUUCCGCGAUGCUCGAACGAAUGAGACAUCGAAGAAAGCUUAUAAAUUACUUGCCACAUUGCAUUCCGAUUGCAAUGAAAUUGUCAGUCUAGUCGAAGAAACUGGGGCCAUUGUACGAGAAAUCCGAGAUUUAGAAGAACAAAUUGAUUCGGAAUCUACAAAAAAUAUUGGGGCCAAUUUAGAAAGGAUAACAGCCGAUUUAAAUCAAAUGAGACAAGAGACUGCAAUUUUAACUGCUCAACUACAAAACAAAAAAUCAUAAUUACUAUAGAAAUGAUGGUGUAGACCACUAUACAAAAUAAAACAAUUGGAAUAUUGAAAAUUGUAUGUAACAAAAGAAUUAUACAUUUAA